Messenger RNA from Chenopodium quinoa (quinoa), 1537 nucleotides. RefSeq names its product ras-related protein RABA4d-like. NCBI's taxonomy places the organism in Eukaryota, Viridiplantae, Streptophyta, Magnoliopsida, Caryophyllales, Amaranthaceae. The record is from RefSeq and is a predicted model, not a curated record. Gene Ontology annotation, molecular function: GTP binding; GTPase activity. The transcript has 2 exons. Bases 438 to 1112 code for a protein of 224 amino acids. Gene Ontology annotation, cellular component: endosome.
UAAUUAAUUAAAAGAAGAAAAUUAAAUUAAUUUAGAGUUACGCAAAUGUAAUGAUCCUCCACUCUAAAAAUGUUCCAAUGGAAGGUAGGAAAAAGCCGUUAAUGGGUCCCGCUUCAGCCGUUGCUCGCUCUCUUUUUCUCUCUCCUCUUUUCCAGUUUUCCAAUUGAUCCUCUUCUCUCAACAAAUUCAUCAAAUUUUCUCAAUUUUUAUUUGAUCCUCAAACCCUAACCCUAUUCUAUCGAUCGAACCAUCUGCCAUUUUUUUAACUUGAAUUUGAUCACAAUUUACCCAGAAAUUUUGGUUGUUUGAUUUUCGAUCUUGGUGUAAGAAUUGAUUGCGUAUAAUCCUAAUACUGCGAUCAUUUAUAAGCGAAUUUGAUAAUAUUUUAAGGGGAUUGGAUUAGAUUUUUGAAGAUUAUUGUUUGAUCGAAAAAAAGAAUGUCGAAUUUAUAUGGAGAUUUUAAUCAGAAAAUCGAUUAUGUUUUUAAGGUGGUAUUAAUUGGGGAUUCAGCUGUUGGGAAAUCCCAGCUUUUAGCUCGAUUUGCGAGGAAUGAAUUUAGUGUUGAUUCGAAAGCAACAAUUGGGGUUGAAUUUCAGACAAAAACCCUUGUGAUUGAUCAAAAGAUCGUCAAGGCUCAGAUAUGGGAUACUGCUGGCCAAGAAAGGUAUCGAGCUGUUACAAGUGCAUAUUACAGAGGAGCAGUCGGAGCAAUGUUAGUAUAUGACAUGACCAAGCGCCAAUCAUUUGACCACAUUGCUAGAUGGCUAGAUGAGUUGAGGGGGCAUGCCGAUAAAAAUAUCGUGAUCAUGCUUAUUGGAAACAAGUGUGACUUGGCUUCUCUUCGGGCAGUGCCGGUUGAAGAUGCAAAGGAGUUUGCUGAGAGAGAGAAUCUUUUCUUUAUGGAGACGUCUGCUCUAGAUUCCACCAAUGUUGAGACGGCUUUCUUAACCGUUCUGACUGAGAUAUACAGAACAGUCAGUAAGAAAACUCUUACUGUCAACGGUGAUCAUGAUGCGAGCAGUAAUGCAGCUCUUCUAAAGGGAACCCAGAUUAUUGUUCCAGGACCUGAGAUAAAUAACCAAGGGAAAGGAGGAGGAGGAUGUUGUACUUGAACUGUCGCUUGGAUUCUUUUUUCUUUUCAAAAAUUUUUGGGCGUAAAAAACGGUUUUGACAGGGAGAUUCUAUAGCAAAUAGUGACGAGCAAUCGAAUGAAUUUAGGAUGUUAUUCUGUAUAGAUCUUUAAAAUCUUCGUACAAGGAUAUAUCUUCUUUCAGAAGAUGAUAACUGGUAUGUAUUUCAGGAUUCUCAUUAUAGAAAUUGUUUCAAAAAUCAAAAAAACUUCAGGUCUUUUAGUGGAUUUUAGGACAUGAGAAAUAGUUAAAAGUUUAUACUUGUCUUCCCUGAAUUAUAUCUUUGGGGUUAGUUUCAUUAGUUUUCUUUUGAAUGUAGGGGCUGUUAGCCUGUUACACUUCUGGAUCAUUUUGAGUUCACAUUAUGUAUUAUUGACUUAUAUAAUAUGCAUCCGAUAUUGCUCAGA